Pistacia vera is the source of this 1202-nucleotide messenger RNA. RefSeq names its product leucine-rich repeat receptor-like serine/threonine-protein kinase BAM1. Gene Ontology annotation, molecular function: protein binding. The record is from RefSeq and is a predicted model, not a curated record. NCBI's taxonomy places the organism in Eukaryota, Viridiplantae, Streptophyta, Magnoliopsida, Sapindales, Anacardiaceae. The coding region runs from base 11 to 1165 and encodes 384 amino acids. The transcript has a single exon.
UCAAAUCAAAAUGCAAACUUCUUCCAUCUUAAUCUCUCUCUCCCUUCUUCUUCUGCAAUUCUUUUCAUCUCAAGCCAUCACUUCCUCACAAGACAUCUCAGCUCUCAAAGCUUUCAAGGUCGCCAUCAAGCCGACUUCAAUACCGCCGUGGUCCUGCUUAGCCUCCUGGGACUUCUCCACCGACCCAUGUGCUCUCCCCCGUCGCACCCACUUCAUUUGCGGCCUUACCUGCUCUUCCGACUCCACUCGUGUCACCCAACUCACUCUUGAUCCCACCGGCUACUCCGGCCAACUCACCCCUCUCAUUUCUCAACUCACUCAACUCCUUAUUCUCGACCUCGCUGAUAACAAUUUCUUCGGUCCUAUUCCAGCUUCAAUCUCCUCUCUUUCCAAUCUUCAAACCUUGACUCUCCGAUCCAACUCCUUCUCCGGUUCCGUCCCUGACUCCAUAACCAAGCUCAAAAAGCUUGACGCUUUAGAUGUUUCACACAAUUCUCUAUCUGGGUAUCUCCCUAAAGGUUCAUAUUUAAUAUCAAGUUUGAGAAGACUUGAUCUGAGUUACAACAAACUCACCGGUUCAUUACCAAAACUACCUUACAAUCUACUAGAACUUGCUCUGAAGAACAAUUCUUUAUCUGGGGUUAUCUCAAAAACACCCUUUGACGGUUUGUCUCAGCUAGAAGUAGUUGAACUCAGUGAAAACUCAUUCACCGGGACACUUAAAGCUUGGUUCUUUCUUCUACCGUCAGUUCAACAGGUGAACUUGGCGAAUAACAAGUUGACAGGUGUGGAGAUCGCGAAGCCUUUGAAUGGUAGCAGCGACUUAGUGGCAGUUGAUCUCGGGUUCAACAAAAUCGAAGGGUACUUGCCCGAAAAUUUGGCUGAUUAUCCGCUUUUAUCGUCUCUGACAAUGCGAUACAACCGCUUACGUGGCACCAUCCCAAUGCAAUACAGUCAAAAGAAGUCGUUGAGGAGAUUGUUCCUGGAUGGGAAUUUCUUGAUCGGAAAACCACCAACGGGGUUCUUCUCCGGUGACGUGGAGGUUUCCGGUAGCUUGGGGGAUAAUUGUCUCCAUGGAUGUCCAGGUUCUUCUCAGCUCUGUAAUCCUUCUCAGAAAUCUUACUCUGUUUGUAAACAAGCUUAUGGUGGAAAACCGAGGUCUUAGAGUCAGAAUCUCAGUGAAUACUAUGACUUGUGUUUUA